AUAGAAUAGCGCGGCUUUAAAACGCGUCGCAUCUAGCUCAUUUGAAAUACGCUCUGGUUCUAACGGUCAGGUUGUUCAAGCCUCACGCUUAUAUAUUUGCUAACUGCUCUUGAUUUCCCUCAUCAUUGGAUGCAAGGGCAUUUUUAGUCGUUGGCUCACUUUAUUUCAUUGUUUUCUCUUCCAAAUCCCACUUUAAUAUAGUAAAAGUACCUUCGUGCCAGAGGUGAACAUACUGGAGGCUUGAAGUCGCACGUAUUUUGGUCACAUGUUGAAGCAGAAAGAAGAUGUACUUCUCAUGGUUAAGCAUGUACGGUAUAAGAAAGUGGAUGGGACCCUGUAUGUUAACUCAGGAAGAGUGGCUUGGCGUAACCAAACAUCUGAUAGUUUUCGCAUCAGUGCUAAAUUUGAAGAUAUUAGAAUACAGCGUAUUAGUCCGGACCAAAAGGAAAAAGUUCAGCUCCAGUUAUUAAUGCAUAGUGGGGAGUCUUUCACCUUCCAGUUUUCGGAUCCUGGAGGCAGGGAGAAGCAGCUUGAAAUGCGUAACAACGUGAAAGCAAUGCUACAAAACUUGCUACCCAAAUUUAAAGACAAGGCUCAAGCCGAAUUAAAGGAAAAAUUUCGACUCCUCGAAUCAAACCCUGAGAUUUUGGCCUUAUACAAAGAAUUAGUUGUUAGUGGUAUACUUAGCUCGGAAGAGUUUUGGGCUCGACCAGAAUUUUCUCAUAAUAACUUUAAUUCAUCCCAGUGUUUGAAUAAUUCCACAGCUAAUAACAAAGCUUCUGGAACUACUGGGACAUCAGAAGCAGUUCCUAACAAUGCAAAUGUGUUAUCUCAUAAUAAUCCAUCAAAUGGUCCUACUAGUCAGAUUUCACGAAGUUUCCAGUUAGACGACCGACCUCAAGUUAUUGGAGUCCCCAGUUGUCUUUUGAGCGAUAUCAAGCCUGAAGCAGAUGGUGCCAAUGGAAUAAAAUACAACCUUACUCACGAAACAAUCAAUGCAAUAUUCCGAGCCUACCCUACUGUACGUGAUAAACAUCGAGAAAUGGUCCCUGAUAAAUUAUCUGAAGCUGACUUCUGGAUAAAGUUUUUUCAGUCUCAUUAUUUCCACCGUGACCGUGUUCACCUUCCGAAAAAUGAUAUAUUUGCUGAUUGCGCUGGUAUUGAUGAUAAACUUUUACUCAGUGAUAUACGGAAAUCAAGAGUCAACCGAAAUAAUGUCCAUCUUGAUUUACCUAAUCUUACCGAUUACGAUAUAGGACAAGGUUAUGGAAUCGAUCAAAUAUCUGAUCCGACAAAAAUAAAGUCAGCUGACUCAGUCUCGAAUCAGAGUGGAGAGAAUACAUUGAACGAACCUGCAAUCCCGAGCAAUUUAUCCGCAAAUCAGUUGUUACUUCGUCGUUUCAACAAUCAUUCGAUACUCGUUUUGAAAUCUCUUAGUUCAAAUGACGCAUCUUCAUCAACUAAUAAUGCAUCUCAAAAUUCAAAAGAUGUGCUUAACUCUUGUCCUUUAAAAGACCGCGUGUACGUUAAAGAGCUGGUAGAAGAUCAAAAUCCUACAGAAAUCCAGUUAGACCUAACUUGUGUAACUGACUAUCUGGAGGGUCCUACCCCUAGCAUAGCUGGUAAAGCUACAAAGUUAAUGGAUCCAUUAUCAGUUACCCGGCAAACAGAUACUUCGUUUUAUGGAUUACAACUAGAGCAGUCAGUAAAGAAAUGUAAGAAUUUGAUGGUAGCUGCUUAUCACAUGGGGAAAAAGCCAAGCGUAUCACUUUUAACUGCACUUGAAUCUCAACAAGCAUUAGCAGAUGUCUCACCUGGUGGUUGUCUCAUCGGUGGUAAACUUAAUAGUGAACGUACGAAACCAUGUGACUUAACUAGUGAUCAAUCAUCCUUACGUUUGUUCGAACCAGGGAGAAACAGUCGUAUUUCGAACUCUCCGAAAGUCUCUGAUGAACACCAUGCUGGUGACGAUGUCGAUCGUGGCCCGCCACUACUCACACCAGAACAGGUUAAAGAUUUGUCACUUUUAUAUUCUAGUGCCGCUGAACUCUUAAGACACUUCUGGGCAUGUUUCCCCGUAACAACCCCACAACUAGCUGAUAAGUUAGAUCGUGUUGCUGCCAGUCUCGUUCGUUUUCGUACAACCAAGGUAGCCCACUUCGCCGCUGGUGUUGAUCCAUCUUUGAGGACUAAGUCAGACACAUAUUCUUCUGAUUCAUCCGAGCAUCUACCUAACACAGGAAAUUCUGGGCCUAUUUCUUACCGUUCAAGUGUGACUAGUCACCUGGAAUCGAUGCUGGACUCCGCUCAAAAGAAGUAUUCUGAAUGGAAAACUCGGCAUUCGUAAUAAUGUAAAUAUCUGUACAGAUCAAAUUUUUUAAGAAUUUUGUUUGAAAUUUUCUAUCUCCAUUCCUGGUAAUUCACUACUCUAAAUAAUUAGUUUCGUAACACCAUACUAAACUGUAUAUAUUUACUCUUCGGAUAUUAUUUGAAAAAUGAAUUGAGAAAUUUUUCGU
Messenger RNA from Schistosoma margrebowiei, 2516 nucleotides. The record is from the annotation of a GenBank genome assembly. Lineage: Eukaryota; Metazoa; Platyhelminthes; Trematoda; Strigeidida; Schistosomatidae.